Messenger RNA from Staurois parvus, 393 nucleotides. NCBI's taxonomy places the organism in Eukaryota, Metazoa, Chordata, Amphibia, Anura, Ranidae. The record is from the annotation of a GenBank genome assembly.
GCGCCGCCAUUUGGGGCCUUGGCUGUCAAUCACCGAGGCCCAGCCGGUGAUUCCUUGCCGGCACCCAGCGAUUUCCGAGAAUUACCGACACGGGGGAGAGACCUAUAUGUAAACAAUACAGAUCUCUCCCCUGUCAGCUCCUGCACACUGCUUUGUAUGGCUGUGCACAGCAGAGCCAGUGUAAAGCACACAGGUCACAUAGUAAAACAGCACACAGAUAACCCUUUGAUCGCCCCAGAUGUUAACUCCUUCCUGCCCAGUGCCAUUAGUACAGUGUCAGUGCUUUUUAUUAGCACUGACCACUGUAUUGGUGUCACUGGGGAUGUCAGUGACACCAACUCAGUUCCCCCCCAGUGUCAGAAUGCCCGCCGCAGUCUCGCUAUAAGUCGCUGA